Messenger RNA from Alosa sapidissima (American shad), 2607 nucleotides. Its product is annotated as proteoglycan 4-like. The record is from RefSeq and is a predicted model, not a curated record. Lineage: Eukaryota; Metazoa; Chordata; Actinopteri; Clupeiformes; Clupeidae. The transcript is spliced from 3 exons. Bases 131 to 2524 code for a protein of 797 amino acids.
CCAUGUCAUGCCGUGAGCACUUAAGAAGAACUAAAAGCUUAAGUUUACCUAAAAGAAUGACAACAAACUCAACAUCACGAAGGUAGAUCAAUAUCCAACCAAAAGUAUGUGUAUACCUCCAGGGUGAAGUAUGGCAUCUGUGUACACUAUCACUACUGGUGAAACACUGAACACCCACAAAAGCUUCAAGUCACGUCUCCCUUGGGGUUCGUGCAAAAAUGUGUCUAACAUCACAGACUGCGACGUCAUCCUCGCUUUCUGUCCAGUCACGUCUCGAGUCGGAACGGACAUUGAGGCAGCGUUGCGGGCCAUUCCAGAGGGCAAACCUUUAGCAUUGGUAGUGCUUCACCACACAUUUGACAGUAACUACACUUUGCCUGACACAAAGAGGUUCAUGAAGCGGCCUGGCUGCAUCACUGUGAACUGCCUGUUCAGUGAUGACGGACUGAUGAGAUGCCCUUGUAAUGAUGAUGCAGUGCGAGCUGUCGCCAAAUUCCUGCAGCAACAUGGGAAACGCAGUCCGAGAGGCAAGCUGGGCCUGGGCCUGCUCAUGCUCAUCUUGUUGUGUGUGGCAAUUUCCAAUUUCAGAGAGCACUCAGUUAACUCAGAGCACUCAGAGUUAAUUCAUACCAAGAAAGAACUUGAAUUGAUUCAGCAAGAGUAUAAGAAAUUAGAGGGGAAACUAAAUAAAACAAUUAACUCUCUCAAGGAAGAGGUUGAAAACUGUAAGGAAUUGGAUAGGAAAGCAAAUGAAAAAAUUAACUCUCUGGAGGAAGAGGUUGAAAACUAUAAGGAAUUGAACAGUGAAGCAAAGAAAGAAAUGAACUCUCUCAAGGAAGAGGUUGAAAACUGUAAGGAAUCAGACAGAAAAGCAAAGAAAGACAUUAACUCUCUCAAGGAAGAGGUUGAAAAUUAUAAAGAAUUGGAUUGGAAAGCAAAUGAAAAAAUUAACUCUCUGGAGGAAGAGGUUGAAAACUAUAAGGAAUUGAACAGUGAAGCAAAGAAAGAAAUGAACUCUCUCAAGGAAGAGGUUGAAAACUGUAAGGAAUCAGACAGAAAAGCAAAGAAAGACAUUAACUAUCUAAAGGAAGAGGUUGAAAACUAUAAGGAAUUGCACAGGAAAGCAAAUAAAAAAAUCAUCUCUCUCAAGGAAGAGGUUGAAAGCUGUAAGGAAUUGGAAAGGAAAGCAAAUAAAAAUAUUAACUAUAAGCUAAAUGAAGGGAAAGUAAAUGAAAAAAUUGAGUCACUGAAACCAAUCUCCCCCUCUGUUGAAAACUCACUGAAGAGGAUAAGCCUGCCUGAUGAAGUCUUCAGUGGUUUAGAAGGAGACACUGAAAAGCAAGAGGACAAGUCUUCACAAUUACCAUGUGAAUCCUCACAAAAUUUGGAGAUAAAGGCCUCACAUGACACAGCCGUAGCAAGGAAUGAUGAAAUGGAUGAAAAGGACAAAAAGUCUGAUAAGAAAGCGGCAAUCAAUUUAAUAUAUGUGACGCUAAUUUUGUCCAUUUUGAUUCUAUCAGGGUAUUCGUUGUACGUCAUAAUAACAACAUUGGCAACCACCCUCACCACCCCUCCCACCAUCCCCAACCGCCCCACCACCCGCAAAAACCUAUCCUCAACAGAGAACCAGCAGCUGAGGCUCGAUUGUGUUUUAAGCCCCCAACGUUGUCUUCCAGGCAGCGUUACCACCGAUUUAAUGGCACCUAAUCCUAACCCAAGUCCAAUCCUAGCACCUUCCAGGCAGCUAGUCCUUAAAGACAACUUUGGGAGCUUAAAACACCAACAACCCCCCCCCACCCGCACCACCCCCAUAAUGAAAAACCUAUCCUCGACAGAGGACCAGCAACUGAGGGAGAGGCAGGGAUGCAACAACCCUUACACCCCCACAACCCCCAGCUGCAACACCCCCACCUGCCCCAUCCCCAACUACCCCACCACCCAAAUAAGCCUUGAAGACAACGUUGGGAGCUUAAAACACCAAGAAUCCCCCCCCACCUGCACCACCCCCAUAAUGAAAAACCUAUCCUCGACAAAGGACCAGCAGCCGAGGAAGAGGAAGAGGUGCAACAACCCUAACCCCCCCAUCACCCCCAAACGCCCCUCCCGCUCCACCCCCACAAGCCUCAUCCCCAACUACCCCACCACCCACAUAGGCCUUGAAGACAACAUUGGGGGCUUAAAACACCAAGAACCCCCCCACACCUGCACCACCCCCAUGAUGAAAAAAAUAUCCUCAACAAAGGAGCAGCAGCUGAGGAAGAGGAAGAGAAGCAACAACCCUAACCUCCCCACCACCCCCAAACGCCCCAAACGCAACAACCCUAACACCCCCACCCCCCCCACCUACAGUCAAGCAAACACAGAGAAGCAGGAUACAACCACCACCGCCAUCAGCACCCCCACCCACAGUCAGACAAAUAGCAACACAGAGAAGCAGGAUACAACCACCACCCCCAUCAGCACCCCCACCCACAGUCAGGGCCAGAAGAAGACAGGGAAGAAGAAAAACAAGCCACACGUUUAGGUGUAAAGUUUGUUGGUAACAUUCGCUAUAAUGUUGUAUGCUAAAGCCGCAUUUAGGUUUGAUUCCCUCCGCAAUUACUUUGU